AUGCAUGAUGCCACUGACGCCAAUCAAUCGCCCAAUUAUGAUGGUGCGGAGGAAAUAUCGAGCGGCAAGUCAGUCGAAGGAGGAUCUCUGGAUGAACCCGCUUGGUCUGCAGAUGUAUUGAAGCAGCAAAUUGUCCAAACUUCAAAAACAAAAUUGGAUCGACGAUUGAUAGAGUUUCUGAGAAUGGCUUCACCCGAAGAGAUGCGCUCUUAUGAAGAAAGUCGUCAUAAUCUUUUAAAGAUUGUCCAGCAAGCGCAAAGCGCCCAUGACAAUCGAUAUCCAGACAAAUCACGCCAAGGCAUGCUGGGGCGCAUUAAGAAUGGCUGCCAGAAAGUUAGCGAAGUUGCAUACCCGUAUACGCAGAUCAUGGAUGUAUUUGCCAGUCAAGCACCAGAGUAUGUUGGAUUGGUAUAUGGUGCUGUCAAGUUACUUCUAGUGGCCCAGAUCAACCAUGCGGAGCUGAAGGAGAAGGUAAAAGAAAACAUGGAGAUCAUCAAAACGAAAUUCGAGAUCAUGGGCCACCUCACAAGCUAUCACCCAACAGAGCAAUUGGUCCAAGCGCUUGGGAGAUUCUAUGACUGCUUCCAAAGAUUCGUCGCCAAAGCUUUGAAAUUUUAUUGCAGGAGUCGCAUCAAGAAUGCCUUUAAAGCGUUCACCAAGCCUUGGGCUCAACUGGAACCUAUUGUUCAGUCCAUAGACCAGGUCUACAGCGAAGUGCGCGAUAUCAUUCACUUUUCGACCCAUUUUACUGGUCAAACAGUCCUCACAAAAGUCUCGCAAAUUCUGGAUUUCAUGACAGAAAACACGAUUAGGUUUUCCAAGACGAGCGAUUUCGAAGAGACCUGCCACCUUUUCCAACAGCGGGUCGAUGCUAAAAUGGAGGAACACGGCGCGGAUGGUACACUCGUGGAUACAGCCAAGGAUUCUAGACCCUCGCCAGAGCCUCACAGCAUGGAAGACAGUUUGGCCAUGCUAUUUACUGAUCUCAAUAAACUUGAGGAUACGCGGACGCAGAAAUUGAAAAUGGAGGAACAACGCCCGGAAAUGCAUCAAUAUCGUUCCACAAAGCGCAAUAUACUGAAAGUGGAUCAUGUCAUGGAUUGGGUUGAAGCACAAUCCUCGCAGCUUCUGUGGGUGGACGGGAACAAUUCUCUUCGUCGAGAGACGUUCAGCGCCUCGUUUGUCGCGCCAGUGUUACUUUUGGGAGAGAAUCACUUUGACACGAGUAUUGUGCUGCGACAUUUCUGCGGUGAUAGCCAUGGGACCAGCGCCAGUAACUAUCCAGCACUGAUUCAGUCCCUGCUCACUCAGUUAUUCAAGCAGCGUGCUGAACUUUGGUCGAAUGCUUCUUGUUCCCUUGACCGAGAGAGUGCGAGCAAUAUUCGCGUGUUGUGGAAGGUUUUGGUUGAUUCUCUUCAAAAUGCUCAAGUGCCAUGUGUAUUCAUCGUCAUUGACAGCAUCGACAGUCUAGCUUCACAGAAAACCGCGGAUGGCGUGGAGGAGCGCGACUUUAUUAUCGAAGCGUUAAACACUUUGGUUAAACAGUCCACUUUACUUGUCAAAGUGUUGCUCACAGCAUCGCUUUCCCAUACCUCUCAGUUUGCAGGAACGGACAAUGCGUUGACGUUGGGUACUCUUUCAUAUGCCGUUCAAUCCCAGAAUUCAAGGAAACUUUCCAACGCCAUCACGGAGGAAUACUUGAUGCCAGUUUCGCAUAAAUUUGUCGAAAUCCAAGAGCGCAGAUGCAAAAGUGUCCGCUUUACCCAGCUUCCCUUGCUUUACCAGAUCAACUCCACAAUUUAUUGCUGGAAAGAUAAAGUCCUACAAGCAUUUGUUGUGUCUGAGCUUUCCGGGAUGGACCCGGGCCGAUUUGGUACAUAUGGACCACUUGUUCUUCGGGUUUGGGCUGUCGAUCAUAAUGGCAAGACUUUUGUCAGGCGAUUCUACGACUUUCGAAUUCACUUCUUUGCUCGUGAGAUCGACAUCGUUGAUCUGAGUUACAUACCUGCUGGCUAUCUGGCGGAUGAAAGUCAGCAUCGCAUGCAGCUGAUUCGGCGGGGUCGGCGUUAUUGGAAGCUAGGUAGUGCUGUUCAUUUCAUGGAACAUAAGUCAAGCGAACAGCCGGAACGUGUCGUCAUUGAUCAAACUCUUCGACCCUCAGGGAAUCAUGACCUUUCAAAACUGGACGUCGAGUUAAGGACGAUCUUGGAUACCAAUCUAAAGCCAUUUGUGGCACUUACAUGUCCGCCUACCAUCUCGGGCUACGAUUUAACUGACAACACAUGGAAGGAAAUCGAUGUGUUGGCAAUCCAAGAUGUACAGUUCCAGCGCAAAGGCGAAGAAAUCUUCGAAGACAUUCUCCUUCCGGACGACUCGAAAUACAUACUUCGUGGAAUGAUUGGUAGAUAUCGAGACUCGAUGCCCAUCUCUGACGAGUCUGUUCUGGUAAUGCUUCACGGAGGGCCAGGCGUUGGCAAGACAUUCACAGUCAAAUUGGCCGCAGAGUACACCCGGCGGCCGCUGAUCAGUAUCUCCGUGGCAGAUAUCUUCAAGACGGGGCAGGACGGGCCAAGGAGAGUGAGGGGUAUCCUGAAAAUGGCCAGCCAUUGGAAUGCCCUAGUCUCUCUGGAGAAUGUCGAGCUUUUGUCCGAAGAAGAGACCAAGCAAGACUCGCCACAACAUGCGAACGUCUUAUCGAUUAUUCAAAUUCUUGAAAGACAUCACGGUCUUGUGUUUCUGAUCACAGAUCGAAUUGGAGCCGUGAAUAUGAAUCUUAUUACUCGCACGGCGUUGGCAAUCAAUCUUCCGCCGCUGGAUGAAAGUUCCCAGAUCAAAAUUCUCCAUAGUCUGGCAGCGUCUCACAAUGGAGUUAUUCGAGAAGGAAUUCAAGCCGUCGCCUCUGGAUGGCGUUCCUGGAAAACUACCCGAGGGAUGAACGGCUGGCAAAUACAACGGGGUGUGACCGCCGCAUUGGAACUAUCAAGGAACGAAGAAAAUCCGUUCGACUUGAAGCUACUGGAGAAAACCUUCUCAUCGCAGGUGCAGUUUCAGUCUUACCUAUGGACUCUCGGUCGCGGAGAUUCCGACGCCGCGCUUCAGAGAAAUCACCGGAAUGACAGGUUUGUUGUCGCUGGCGAUCCCUUGUUUGGAGUCGGUAAAAAGUGA
Molecule: messenger RNA, 3165 nt
Organism: Penicillium waksmanii
Lineage: Eukaryota; Fungi; Ascomycota; Eurotiomycetes; Eurotiales; Aspergillaceae
Exons: 5
Coding region: 1-3165 (1054 amino acids)
Molecular function (GO): ATP hydrolysis activity; ATP binding
Source: RefSeq, a predicted model, not a curated record